Messenger RNA from Adineta ricciae, 2070 nucleotides. Lineage: Eukaryota; Metazoa; Rotifera; Eurotatoria; Adinetida; Adinetidae. The record is from the annotation of a GenBank genome assembly.
AUGAGUAUCGAUGAUGAAUGGCUAGAAAAACAAGGUUUGUUAAUUGAUCAAAAAGAAAAACAAUGGUCAACUGAUACUAUUAUUAUUUGGUUAAAUAAUUCUACUGAAAAUUUCGAAAGAAAAUAUGAAUCUAUGGUAUUUCCCAAUGCAAAAAUAUUCAAUAAUAUAGGUGAAUGUCUGGAGUAUAUUACUAAUCUUCAGAAUGAUAUUCGAAUUUAUCUUAUUGUUAAUUUUUUAUCAUCGACGAAUUACGAGAAAUUUGAACAUCUUUUAUCGACUCUACAAUUACGAAAAAAUGUACAUCGAAUUUAUUUCCAAUAUAAUUCCAAUGAAAUUAGACGAAUGCCUGAAUCGCUUAAAACAAAGAAUAUCAUGUCACCUACAGAAUUAAAACGUGAAUUAAUUUCGAGUGAAGAAUAUGCAUCGCUUGCUUUCAACGUGAUUAACAAAGAAAAUACUUGUUUAUCAUUAAAUGAACAAAAAAGAAACGAACAAGAAGCAGGUUUCAUGUACACAUGUUUAUUCAAACGACUCAUUCUCGAUACCAAUGUGCCAGUAAAUGAGGAAAUUGAAAGAGAAGAAAUGCUUUCUUAUUGUAGAAAAUAUUUUGCUCGAAUCAAUAAUCAAUCGGCGUUGACAUUUCUCGAUAGAUACGAACAAAAUGAAGAUAACCGUUCAGCUCUUUGGUGGUAUACUUGUGAUGGAUUUCUUUAUAAAAUGCUUAACGAAGCUUGUCGUGUUCAAAAUAUAAAAACAAUGUAUGCAAUGCGUGUAUUCAUUCGACAUCUACAUCGGGAAAUAGAUCAACUUUCCUCAUUAGAAUCUCAUCGACAACAAUCUGUCUUCACUCUUUAUCGAGGGCAACAAUUGACGACGUCUGCUUUUAAUGAAAUUCGGUCUAAAAUUGGUGGACUUUUGUCAAUCAAUAGUUUCUUUUCAACUUCUUUGGAUAAACAAAUAGCUCUUUUAUUUGCUGGAAUAUCUGAUGGAAUUAAUACGGUAUCGGUUGUAUUUGAAAUUAAUAUACCAAGGACAAAUACAAAAAUAGGUUCUUUCGCUGAUAUUGAUUCAGUUAGUGCAUUUACUGGAGCUGAGAAAGAAUAUCUUUUCUCGCUUGGAAGUGUAUUUCGUAUUGAAAAUGUAAAGGAAUAUCCCGAAUUUGGUAAUGGAAUUUGGUUUAUACAAAUAACACUUACUACGGAUAGUGAUCUCGAACUGAGUACUCUUACAAAUUAUAUGUGGAAUUAUAAUUUACAGGGUCGUAUUGAUUUGAGUAGUUUUGCACGUCUUAUGUAUGAUAUGGGCAAAAAUGAUAGUGCAGAAGAAAUCUAUUCAAUCAUUCUAACACAAGUGUCUUCUCGUGAAGAUUUUGGUUUUGUUUUACAUCAAUUGGGAUGUGUUGAAAAAAUGAAAGGACAUUUGGAAGAUGCAUUGAAACUCUAUCAACAAUCCCUUCGAUAUUUGCCACAAUCAGAACGAGAGAGAAACUUUUCAACUGUAGCAACUCUAUACGCAAUUGCUACAGUCUAUUGUGAUCAAUGUAAUUGGGAUUCUUCUCUUGAAUAUAUUCAACGUGCUCUCACAGAAAUCGCUAAUCGAGAUGAAACAAUAAAAGCUCAAUCAAAAAUCGAACAAGAAUCAAAUUGUUUGCAUAUGCUGGGAACAGUCCAUCUUGAACAACAUCGACUUGAUGAUGCGAUCAAAUAUUUUGAACAAGCACUCGAGAUACGACGUCAAAUUUUACCAUCUCUACAUCCUGCUUUAGCUGUAUCAUACAAUGAUCUUGGAAUCUUAUAUCACAGACAGAAACAUUAUGAACAGGCUUUAUCUGCAUAUGAACAUUGUCUGGAAAUUCGACGACGCGUAUUGCCAGAGACACAUUAUGCAUUAGCAAUUAUCUAUAAUAAUAUGGCCAAUACUCUCUAUUGGCUAGAACGAGAUCAAGAAGCAUUAGAAAUGAGCCAACGUGCUGUAGACAUUAGUAUAAAGUCUCUUGGUCCUGAUCACCCGAUGACAAUGACCUUUCGCGAUACUUUCGAAGGUAUUUCUGCUUCAAAUAAUGAAAAUUAA